AUGGUGCGCGAAAACCAGCCAACAACCCAAGCUCCACCACAGAAUCAGUCUCGACGGUCGUCAACGGAAGCGCGUGACGCCGACUAUUGUUCCCCAUUCUCCAAUGCCAUACGCCGACUCAUCGGCCUCUUUGAGUCAAAUACCGACCAGAAUAUUCCCUGGAUGGUUGCCCUCUCCUGUGGUCUAAGGCUACUUGGAAGCUUUCUCAAUCUCACCACGAGAACCGUUGGGCUCUUGCUCUCAACUACCCUCUCAAACCACCGCACUCUGCUCAACCUUGUGAUUACAAACUCCACUAUCUGCUGGCAACUGAUCGACCUCUGGGCGAGCUUCAUAGUCGCUGUCUUCAACGCUUACUGCGCUUGCACAUUUAUUAUCGCUGCGUCUUUCUUGCGGAUCGUACUCUGCCUGGUCGCCGAGCCUCAAUGCAGCACAGAAUGUCCGUCGCCGGCUCAGCCACCGCCACCACCACCGUACAACACAGACCUCGAGACGAACUGGCCUUCGCAUUGGGGCAAGCCUCAGGACUCCCCCGAAGAAUCCCUGCCGCGGUCUCCAUCCACGGACUCGAGCGAGACCGGAGGGGCGCUGUUGGCGUCCACUGUCGAGCUCAACAGGCAGGUCCGAGGCCAGACUCUGGGCAUUCCUGUGGAUCUGGAAUCGGAGAUCUUGCCAACAAUCUCUCCCGUUCUACCGGACAUGUUGCCUCCCAAGUUGGAGACGCCUCCCAAGAAAGAGACGCCCCCUAUCAGGAGAGUCCCUCGGUCACCCACAGUCUACUUCGAGUACCACGAUCACCCGUUCUCGGCGUACCCGCGAAAGCGCCCUCCGCCGCUUGCAGAGACAGACUCCGAUACGACCUCGGUGUCGACGCAGGACGAGAAGGCCGAGCGCUUCUCCAUGAGCCCGACGUCGGGCAGACCAGGGUACCUCCCGCCACACACACCGCCCAGACCCAGACCCGUCGUGGCUUCCUGCCCAGGAACCUUGAGCAAGGCUGGGAAAGGCUCCCACAGUAUACCAGACGAGCCUUCGACCUCUACAUCUUAUACCACAGCCUACCCUCAGAAGACAGAUUUACCCGCCGCUCAAAACGAGAACACGCGCCCUCUUGACGGGGCAUUCAGUACGAACCUCCGCGUGCCAAAGUCGCGCACCUUGAAUGUCUUGGCAAACAUCACACAAUCCCUAUCUCGAAGCUCCCUGGCAAGCCUGGGCAGCAGUCGUAAUGUCAGCCAUUCAUCGACCAAUACAAAUAUCAGAGAGUCCUCGACUUUCUCAAGGUUAUCAUCUCGCAACUCCUUUGGCAGAUCUGCCCGGCAGAGCCUGGAGGAGAACCAGGCCGCCGCCUUGAGGGCCUCAAACCCCAGAUUUAUAUCUACGCCUCAGCCAUUCUCCUACUGGUCCGGCCGCUUCAUGGCCCUACACGACCGCUUUCACGGCGAGUUGCUCACGCCGUUCAACUUGCAAAGUGUCAUCGAUGCACAGACAGCUCAGUCAACUCUAGUCAACGACCCGGCGCCGACGCCGAAACAGCGCAAGGGCAACCUGCCGGCCUCGAACUCAAAAUCUUCUUAUCUACGUUCCUCGCUCACUGGAACUUCGCUGGCUGAUUCCCCGUCCCACGGCACGUUCCAGUCCAUCGCGCGGACUGACGUGAGCUUGCUCUUGGACGAGACGAACCGGUGCAAGCGCGUCUUCCUGCACCUCGAGGCCAUGUGUACGACGAGCGAGGCUAAGCGGAGCCUGUUCCUCUUCCAGCAGGACUACGCUAGGAAGCACAACCGCAAGGCCUUGUUGCCUACCGGCGGUACCAUGGUUGCGGGUCGCCAGGGCCUCGUAUCCCGAAUAUUCAGCGGUGGCAAGUCGCAACGUGGGUUUAUGAACUUAUGA
This is a messenger RNA of Thyridium curvatum, 1893 nucleotides long. RefSeq lists its product as uncharacterized. The record is from RefSeq and is a predicted model, not a curated record. Lineage: Eukaryota; Fungi; Ascomycota; Sordariomycetes; Thyridiales; Thyridiaceae. The transcript is spliced from 2 exons. Bases 1 to 1893 code for a protein of 630 amino acids.